This is a messenger RNA of Xyrauchen texanus (razorback sucker), 6565 nucleotides long. It is a transcript of the gene arhgef19, whose product is annotated as Rho guanine nucleotide exchange factor (GEF) 19. The transcript is spliced from 17 exons. The coding region runs from base 347 to 3232 and encodes 961 amino acids. NCBI's taxonomy places the organism in Eukaryota, Metazoa, Chordata, Actinopteri, Cypriniformes, Catostomidae. Gene Ontology annotation, molecular function: protein binding; guanyl-nucleotide exchange factor activity. Gene Ontology annotation, biological process: regulation of actin cytoskeleton organization; activation of GTPase activity. The record is from RefSeq and is a predicted model, not a curated record.
CAGAAGCAGACGACAGCUUGUGCCUCUCCUUCUUUUCCUCUGCUGGCAGGUGUUAGAAAUAAAACCAUAAAUAAGUAGAAGAGGGAGCCAGAGACAGCAUCUGUAUUUUUGAGUGACUGAUAAGGAGAUAGAACAGAGCACUUGGAUCAUCUGAUCUUAAGCCGCAGUGUUUUGACUGAGUUAGAGUGCAGCUGAGUGGAAACAAAGUAACCCAGAGGAACACAAGGCGGUCAUGGACACUAUUCCACUUCAGCCACAAUCUUGUAUGGCUUGGAUUUACACAGUGGUGUUGGAGUCCAGCUUGCAGUCCACUGAUACCAAUGAGUACCCAUGUUCCUCCUGAGCCAUGCUCCCUGGCCAUGGAUUCUCUCCUUUCCUUGAUUUCCAGCCUCACCUCCAAGCGUUCCAUUGCAGAGGGGAGAGCUCUGACAUGUGGUUCCCAGGCUCAGUUGAGACCCAGGUUCUGAACGACUCUCGGGAGAGUAGGCCACUCCUGCGGCAGCAUCAACAUAUUGCCGUAUGCCAGCAGGAGACACUGGCCUUCAUUGACCUUCAACAACCUAUCACCAAUGGUUUCCAAUCACACAUACCAGAAAAGCGUAGUUCCUUCCCUUGCUCCAAACCUGUGAGAUGCACAGGAAACCAACCCUCUUACUUUGCCAAGAAUGGGAGUACAGACACAAUUCUGGACAGUUAUUUGACCCAGGACAGCAAUAUUGUGGAGGUGGUUCAGGAUCAGACAUGCACACCCAUUACUGAAGUACCUGAGACUGUUUAUGAAAAUUCUGAACCAGAAAUUAAGAGUCUCAGUUCUAGAGGCUUAUUUUUGCCUCUGUCCUCAACAUAUGUCCCAGGGGACAGAGAAUCUUUGGACUCUCAGAAGCAGAGAUCCCCCUCUUCCCCCUUAGAGUUCCAGAGGCCAGACCCAUUUUACCUACAGAGACGCACCUCACUGGGAUCCCUAAAGGAGAAGUCUAUACGGCGCAGGAUGAGGGUGUACUCACCAGACAUUUUGAGUGAUGAGUCACUCAGCAGCCCAGGCCUGGAGUGUGACUACAUGCUCCCGGGAUCCUUUGAAUCAUUCGUAGAAGGAGGACUCGGCAUGGUGGGAUCUACCAUACCCACAUCUCAGAGUUCCAGCCCUAUUCCAGAUCUAGAUGAAGACCUCUCUCUUCUUUCCAUACCAACCCCUCCAAAACCCUCCUUAGAUCCCCCUCAGGAGGUUUCUGAAUUGGAGGUGGGCGUAAAUGACGGGGGCAGGCAAAGGCUAGGGCUGGAGGACUGUAGGGCUCUGGAAGUUUCUGCCCCCAACAGUCGGGCCUUACUGGCUCUCUCACGUUCCCGCACAGCAGACAACGAGCGCCGGCGCUUCUCUGCCUCUGAGCUCAUCUCCCGCCUGCAACUCUCACAGAGGAAAAAUUCCUUCACCCUUAAGCUGGGCAAGUCCCUCUCUGCUCGAGUGGCCUCACGGGACCGCCACCUGUCUGGAAACCUCAGUCCAGACUACAAACCCAACUCCAGACAGCGCUUCUCAGGGGGAUCAAGUGACAGUGUGCCACAUAGUCCUGUGGGGUCUGCACCACCACUGUCCUCUGCUGACUGUAAUCUGCCACUACACCGGAGAAGUUCAAAGCAAAGUAUGAGAAAAGUUUCCAUAAAUGAAGAUGCAGACAGUCCUCCAAGUAGCUUUAAACGCCUAUCACACUUUCUACCAAACUUGAUUUUGUAUCAGGAAUACAGUGAUGUUGCUAUUAACAGAGAGAUACAGAGGCAGCAGGGGGCAGAGCCUGGAAUUGAUGAUGAAAGAGGGGAAACUGUGUCUCCUGGCAACCUCUCUCCAUCCAGUUCAUUCCGCUCAUCACGAGGCUCUGCCUUCUCUCUUUGGCAGGAUAUUCCUGAUGUUCGGAUGAGUGGACAACUGGACAGCUUCAGCAAUGAAGAGCGUAAACUGCAGGAGGCCAAGUUUGAGUUGGUGACGUCAGAGGCCUCGUACAUACGAAGCCUGUCUAUUGUGGUCGACCAUUUUAUGAUGUCUCCUGAGCUGUGUGAGUGUCUCGGGACCCAGGAGAGGCAAUGGCUUUUCUCCAAACUGCCUGAUGUGAAAGAAGUCAGUGAGAGGUUUCUUCAAGAUCUGGAGCAUAGGUUAGAAGGAGACAUUUUGCGUUUUGACGUGUGUGACAUUGUCCUUGAACACUGUCCAGCUCUACGGAGGGUUUAUCUGCCCUAUGUUACCAAUCAAGCCUAUCAGGAAAAGACAUAUCAGCGGCUCUUACAAGGGAAUCCCCGUUUCCCUGGAAUCCUUGGCCAUCUGGAAGAGGACGUAGUAUGCCAGAGGCUGCCUCUAACAUCAUUCCUUAUCCUUCCUUUUCAAAGGAUUACACGUCUCAAAAUGCUGGUGGAAAAUAUCCUGAAGCGAACAACUCCUGGAUCACGAGAUGAGGACACUGCCAACAAAGCUCUAAAUGAGCUGAAAAAGAUUAUAAAGGAAUGUAACUCCAGUGUGCAGUCCAUGAAGAGGAUGGAAGAACUAAUUCAUCUGAAUAAGAAAAUUCACUUUGAGGGCAAGAUUUUCCCUCUGAUCUCUCAGUCUCGCUGGCUGGUCAAACAUGGGGAACUUUUAGAGGUGGACACACAAAACUUGAGUAUAUCUGGGUCAAAGUUUAAGCUUAACACUCGGCCUGUGUAUCUUCAUCUGUUUAAUGACUGCCUUCUGCUGUCCCGAAGGAAAGACACAUGGAAGUUCAUGGUGUUUGUACAUGCAAAAAUUGAAGACCUCAAGGUGAAAGACUUAAGCCAGAAGCUUCAGGGAAUCUCAGGCUUCAUCUUCUAUCUGCAGUUAUGUGAGGGACAACAGCUAAAACACCAGAUCUUGCUCAAAUCAUCCACAGAAAGCAGCAAGCAGAGGUGGAUCUCAGCCAUGUUUCCCUCUGAUCCAAAGACAGCUAUUGAGCAGACCAAUGAGAAUGAUGAUCUAUCUCAGGUCCAGUGCAUCAAGAGCUAUCAGGCUCAGGAGCAUGAUGAGUUAACGCUGGAGAAGGCAGACAUCCUUCAAGCUAUAACAAUUACUAGUGAUGGGUGGGUAGAGGGGAUCCGGUUGUCGGAUGGAGAGAGGGGCUGGUUCCCCAAAACUUACGUGGAGGAGAUUACAAACCGCAGUGCUCGUUUGCGAAACCUCCGUGAGAACAUUCGCAUUAAGUGUGUCUCUCAAAAAUUAGAAGGAGAGACCCUUUGAGAUAUUGAAGUUUGGUGCAUUCUUUUACUUAAAGCUCAAUCUGCUUGAUCAAAAAGCAGAGUAAAUUUGUUUCAUUAAAUCAUUGCGUAUUUCUAGGCAUUUUUAAAGUGUCUUUUCCAGCUGUUAUGAAUUAUAUUGUAAACAUGCAUUGCAAAUAGGAAAAUAAAGCUAUGCACUGCCUAUUUGAAUAACGUGUAAUCAAUUAUGGAGGACUAGAAGAGCCACAUUCAAUAAAUUAAAGAAAUCAAUUUGUAAUUUAUAAAAAAAAUUAUAAAUGAAACAUAAAUUCCUUUACAAUUUUACAAAUAAAUAGGCAUACAUUCAAAUAAUGAAAAUGUAUAUAAAGAGAAAAUAAUGUAUUAAUGCAUAAUUUUUUUAAUCCCUGUUCAAUUUACAAUUUACAACAAAUUUCUACAUCAGAGAUACAUUUAACACAUUUUUUUUUUUCAGUUGCACUUAAAAAAUUAUGUGUACCAUUUGGAAUUAGCUGGUUUUCUGCAAUAAUUGGUCACAAAACAUGAUCUCAUCUUCAUCAAAGUCACAAGUAUAUACAAACACAAUGUGCUUAAGCUAACAACACACAAACAAUUAUAGUCUUUCAUGUCUUUAUUAAACACAUCCCAUUAAACAUUCACAGUGCUGUGGAAAAGAAAGUGAACCCUUGGAUUUAAUAACUGGUCAAUCUUAAUUUGGCCGCAAUAACCUCAACCAAGCAUUUCUGGUAGUUGCGGAUUAGACCUGCACAACGUUCAGAAGGAAUUUGUGACCAUUCAUCUUUACAGAACGUCUUCAACUCAGCCAUAAUCUAAGAUGUCUGGUGUGAACGGCUCUCUUGAGGUAAUACCACAGCAUCUCUAUAGGGUUAAGGUCUGGGCUCUGGCUGGGCCACUCCAAAAACCACCAUUGUUAUACCACCAUUGUGUCCUUGAGUAAGGCACUUAACUCCAGGUUGCUCCGGGGGGGAUUGUCCCUGUAAUAAGUGCACUGUAAGUCGCUUUGUAUAAAAGUGUCUGUCAAAUGCAUAAAUGUAAAUGUAAAUGACACAUGGGGAAAGCGGGAAGCAUGACAAAACAGAAAGUUUCACCACUAUAUCAACUAGAAAUCCCGACAGGAUUUACUUAAAUGUUUAGGGUCAUUGUCCUGCUGCAUCACCCAACGUCUUCUGUAGGCGCACAGCCACCUUGGCAUUAUUCUGUAGGACUUGGGAAUUAAUUUUUCUCUUGACGAUGGCAAGAAGUUCAGGCCCCGAAGCAACAAAGCAGCCUCAAAUGCUCCCUCCACUGUACUUCACAGUUAGGAAGAUCCUUUCAUGUUGCCCUUUUUACACUACAGGUAGUGCUGCAUGUUCUUCCCAAACAAUUAAACCUUAGUUUCAGCAGUCAACAGCAUUUUUUCCAGUAGCAUUGUGGAGUGUCAAGGUGGUCUUUGGCAAACUUCAGACACACAGAAAUGUUUUUUGUUGGAAAGCAGCGGGUUCCUUCAUGGUGUCCUCCCAUGGAUCUUAGAUAGCCUGUUAAUGUUUUCCUUAUAGUGAACUCAUGAUACCUUCAAGUCUUUAGCUGUCACUCUAUGGUUCUUUUUUACCUCAUUGAGCAUUCUGCGGUGUGACCUUUGAGUCAUAUUAGCUGGAUGGCCACUUCUAGGGAGAGUAGACACAGUACUAAUUUGUCUCCAAUUAUAGACAGUUUGUCUCACUGUGGACUGAUGAAUAUCUAAGCUCUUCAAAUUUAUAACCCUUUCCAGCUUUAUGCAAAGCAACAAUUCUUGAUCGUAGGUCAUUUGGGAAGACAUGGUUCACGUCAGCAGAUGCUUCUUGUAAAUAGCAAACUCAAAAUGUUUGAGUGCUUUUUAUAAGUAAAAGUAGCUCUAACCCACACCUCCUAUUUCGAUUCAGUAAUUGGAUGUCAGGUUGCCAACUCCUGAUUCUUAUUAGCUUUUGUUGACGAAAUUAUCCUAGGGGUUCACAUACUUUUCCCAACCUACACUGUGAAUGUUUGAAUGAUGUAUUCAAUAUGUACAAGGACAAUACAAUAAUUUGUGUGUUAUUAGUUAAAACAGAUUGUGUAUAUUCAUUGUUGUAUCUUAAAUCAAGAUCAAAUCAGAUUUUAAGACAAAUCUAUACAUAAAUGCAUUUAAUUCCAAAGUUUUCACAUACUUUUUCUUGCCAUUGUAGUUAUUUAUUAUAUUUAUACCAAUUAUUUUUCUUCUUUCUUCUCCAUUUUUUUGAUUUAUGCCUGUUCUUUUUCUUUUCACAUUUGUUUUCUCAAUUUUCAAUUCUCCUGUACAUGCUCAAAAGGCCAAUGUAAAGAAAAUUGUCAUUGGACAUUUGACCAUGUGGAUGCAACCAAUGAAUUUAAGACACAUCCACUUUGACAGCAUGGCUGACAUUGAAGGUAAAUUACUGGAGAGAGAGUGUUGAUUAAUUGAUAUCUGUAGCACAGAUGCUCCAUUCAAUAAACAUUAUUUAUAUUUAAUAAUGAUAUAUCGUUGUAUUUCUUAAUUUAACCCGCAUUUGUAAUCAAUUAAAUAAACAAUUCUGAAUAUAUCAAAUUAUUUGUCAGUGUGCAAAUUAAGUUAUUUACAUUUUUAUUUUCAAAUAACUAGAAUAAUUACUUAUUGAUUUCUUUCUUAUUUGGCACUCAUAGUCCUCCAAAAGCAAAUAAUUUUGCACUUGGUUAUUUAGAAUAGGUAGCACUUCAAGUGAUACUAACUAUGGUUCAGUUCUUUUACUCGCUUUAGCUAUGACCAGCAUGUGUCUUUACUGCUUGUAGCAUAUGGUGCUGAGCUGCCCAAGGCUCAUCAUAUGGAUCUGUUGAAAUAUUUAGUAAGGUAACAUUAUCCAAUUUAACUUAGUUUUAAGUGGUAUAUCAACCAUUACAUGACCAAGUGUUUUUUAAGCAUUUAACUUGUACAUGGGGUCUCAGAGACACCUGAAUCUUGGAGGUAAAGUGAGAUGUUUUAUGCUCUUGUCAUUAGUUGAUUCACUGAGGCAGAAAUGUAGUAAAGCUACAUGUUUGCUAAUCUAGUGGUAUGUUGGAACCAAAUUUUGGACAUUUCAAAUGAUGUUGCAGUUGCAACAUAUACUGUAUAUUAGUUUAUGCUACUAUUUUAAGAGGAUCAUUUACUCAAUAGAAGCGGAAUAAUUAUAGGAAGUAUGGCAAACUUUCAAAUUAUUACUAUCAUUUAUGUCAGUGAUACUCUUGUUUCUUUUCUCUUUUUUUUGUAAUAUAGAUUUGUGUUCAAAUUGUUUGUGGAUUAUUGAUAUUCUGAGCAUGUCUUGUAAAUCACAUUUGAAAUGUAAAUGUAAAUAAAAUAAAAUAAAUGCAUAUAUUC